UGCAAUUCAAUUCUCUCAACUCGCAAUUCUAUAAAAUAGAAAAAACAUCGCGAAAAAAUAUAUAUAUUAAAAAUUGUUGUUGUUUUGGUGAACAAACUUCAAAUAAAUAUUUAAUUAUCUAGACUUUGUACUUUUUCAAAAGCGCCCAAAAGAGUGGUAGUGAAGACAUAAUAAGCACUUAAUAAAUGUCAUAUAAUAAAUCAAAUGACACAAUUGAUGUGUUGAAUUUCUGGUGAAUGAUCGAUAAAUAAUCCACCUAAAAGAAGUCAAAUUACGUAUAAAAGAGCGAAAAAAAGCAAACAUGUCAUCGGUCAAGACAAAAUCAUCGACGGAUAAACAACCGCCACCAUCAUCAAAACCACCGAAACCGAUCAAUUUAAAUUUGAAUAUGAAAUUAAACCGUUUUGUUUAUACCAAAUAUCGUGCAAUGCUUGGUUCAUACAAUGACAAAGCCAAUGAAAUCAUUCAAUCGUUGCCCACGAAAAAAUCCAUUUUACAACAAAUGGAUCGACGUUUCAGCAUUGGCGGCAUUAAGAAAACUUCUUCGACGCCACCCCCACCUCCAAUGCUCAAUGGAUCGAUACCAACAAGACGUAUCACAACACAACCACAGCAUGAAAUGCCAUCAUGUGUACAAAAUGCCAUGAUGACAAAGGAUAAAAAACCGUUUACCUACACACCUGGUGGAAUCGAUUUGAGCCAAAUCAAAUCACCACGGAUGGCACAACGGAUAAGCCGAAAUGCACAAAUGGAAGGGGUCACAAAUCAACCGAAACCUUCACCAUUGGCACAGCAAAACACAAAUUCGCCUGUGCCUGCUGCUCCUUCUCUCCCGCCACCAUCAACGCUUGGAAUGCCCGUACAAGUUUUUCCAAGUGGGCCACCACCACCUCCGCCACUAAAUAAAUCGCAAUUAAAUGCGUCUAAUGGAAAUCGUUCGCCAUCAAUGUCACGCAAAUCACCACAGCCACAAUCAUUUGAACCUCCUCCGCUUGGCUUGCGACCCGAAAUUAAAAUUCCGCCAAAUCCAAUGAGUAAUUUGCGCAAGGUCGCAACACCAAAACCUAAAGAAAUUGAUUGGAGCGAAGAAUUUCGCAAAGAACGGUCAAAAAGUCCAAUGCCCGGUGCAUUCGCAUCAGACACAUCGACGCCACAACAAACGGUGUCACCUGAUUCGAUGCAUCAAUUUAACAAACCAACGCCUGACAAAGUUGAUUCACCAAUUAACACAGUGCAACAACCGUUCAUACAACGGCAAACAUCACUAAAAGAUAGUGAUAACACGUACACAGAUCAAAAUAACAAUUUCUCGAACAAUAACAAUGGCAACAAUUUUAAUCAAAAUACACCAUCAUCAUCAUCGCCACUGCAAAGAGUUUACAGUCCAUUUGCAUCAUCACCACAACCAAAUUUACCAAAACCAUUGAGCCCAAUUAAACUCAAUCAAACGAAUCAAGAUGAAAACGUACCAAUUUACGUUCGAUCUUCACAGCGCGCUACUUCACCCAAACCACCAACACCACAACCAGAAUACGGUCAAACACAAUCGUCGCCGGUGUCGAGUUUCCAAAGACAACCAUCUCUGGAACAAACACAAACACCAAUUUACACACGAUCACCACGUAAUGUAUCGGCUUCACCAGUGAAACAAUUAAAUCAAUCAUCGUACAAUCAACCGAGCAAUGUUUGUGCUUCACCAGUGAAACAAUUCAAUCAGCCGACAUUUAAUCAAUCAAAUCAAAACGAUUCACAAUCUGAAAAUUAUCCGAUUUAUGUUCGCUCGUUCCAAAAGCAACAAGCACCGCCUGCACCGCAAGCACAACAGGCACCACAACAACCACUUUCUACAGCUCAACCAUUUGUUAGCGAACCAGGCCGACAAUACUAUCAACCAAAUCGAGCCAACAACUCACAACAAAUGCCACCAUGGAUGAGACGAACCAAUAGCAAAGAGCUACCAGAAUGGGCAAGUAACAACGAUGACUUCUGUCGACCAACAACUGCACCACCACAAAACAAUCAACCAUCCAACACGUUCUCAAAUAACAAUUCGAACUACUCAACAAAUGGAUCAACUCCACUGUACGGAAGCAAUGGAUCAAGCGCUCCCACUCAAAAGGAACGUGUUGUUCCGAUUCAAUUUGAGCAAACGCCAACGAAAACACCAUCAUCACCUGGUUUCACAGCACAACCGUACCAAAACACACCACCACAAUACAAUCGUGUGCAACCACCACCAUUUGCUCCAACCGCGUCAAAUUAUGCAUCAACUUAUAAAGAUCCGCACCAAUUUGUCGACCAAGGUUAUAAUAAUGUUCAGAAUUGGGACAUCAACCAACAUGUACCACCAAAAGCAAGCGAUGGCUCACGCGUUAUUCCGAUCAAAUUAGAAGACGGACAUCCAUAUUUAAAUGGGCCAGUGUCACAAUCGCCACACGUCAUUCAAAGCGGCAAUUAUCGAUUUAUAAUACAUGACUGUCCUCUUGCAGCCGAACUACAAUAUGUAAAAAAUAGGCUCAGCGAUAUUCGAUCGACAGCACCAAAUCAAUCGAAAUCGUUCAGAGUAUUGCAACAAAUCACUGACACAAUGAAAAUGGAUCCAAAUGAAUCGGCUGCUUUAAACAAACCGGCAGAAUUACAUCAACCACACUAUUCACGUCCACUCGGACCAAAUGACAUGAAUGAACAUCAAUUGCGCAAAAUGAAAUUGAACGAUGAUACUCCGAAAAAUCAACCAUACGAAGCUCGUUUCAAACAACAAUUCCCUGAUUGGGUGCCAUGUAAACCAUACAGUGUUCUUCAAACGGUGAUGAGACCAGACAAUGACGCUCGCAUUUGUGUAUUUUUUUGUACAGCUGAUGUCCAAGUCUUAAACACUGUUCAGAACAAUCAUUUGAACUCUUUUCCCAAUUUAACCAAUUCCUUUUCUGAUAUUCCUUAUACGGUGUCAAUGCCACCAGAUACACCGUCGUUGCAAAGUGUUUGUGAUGAUUCGAUUGCCGAAGCAAUCCCACUGCGGAACAAUGAUAUUUAUGAAUCAUGUGUUUAUGAUUCGUAUUAUGACAAAAAUCCGCCAAAAAGUCGACCAAUAUCGACAUACUCGGAUUCGGCAACCGUUGUACCACGCAUUGUAAUCACUCCAACACCAGAAGACAAUGAAAAACGUCGUGCAAGUUGGACAACCUAUGAACAAGCCGAUAAAAUGGCCAAACAAAAUGAAACAUUUGAAAAGCUAACAAAAAAACUCAAUCAAAUCUAUUCGAAUGAAAAUGUUGAAAUAGAAGAUGUUAAAACAGAAAUAGUUGACGCAAAAAUCGCCAGUACUGGUGUGGAAAGCAAAAAUGUUGAAUUUAAGCCAUUUGGUGAUGAAACCCAGAAUUCAAACAAUAACCAGUCGAUCGUAAAUAAAUCAAACUUUACAAGUAGUAAAAUUCUUCAACAUAGUCAAGAAUUGGAUAGCUCAGAAAGUGAUUCGCAAACCGAACAAAACGAUUCACGUACAGAAAAUAAUGAUAAAGAAAUGUGUGAAAUUUAUGAACGAAAACGCAAUGAUAGUUUGUAUGAAAUUGAAGAUAUUCGAGAGUCCGAAAUCCAUUCGGAUGAUGAAAGUGCCGACAUUAUCGAGUUUAUAAUUGAUAACAGUGGGGAUGCAAUGUCAAAUUGUGACACAGUCGAAUUCAAUGAUCAUUUGAGUGUGAUUUUUGAAGAUGACGAACAAACACAAAACCAUCGCAUACGAUUAGAUAGUAUAUGCUCAAGUAAUUCAUCAGCAACAUUGGCCAAUGAUGAUAAUGGCAGUAAACAUUUCGAUAGUGAUGCAGAAGAAGAGGAUGACGAUAGCAGUACAGUUGAAAGCGACACUGAAAAUAACACAGACAAUGAAUCGGAUAGUGAUGACGAAGACGAUCAAAGUACAUCGGUCACUGUUCGUUUGCCGUUGCGUUUGUCAUUCAGCCGAUCAUCGAACGAUGAAGAGAUUACCACAGUUAUGGUUGGUAAAAGUGAGAUAGAAAUCGAAGAGAAUGUACCGUCAUACAAAACAGCAAGAGAAGAUUCGUCACCCGAUGUUAGUGUGUCAAUUAGUUUACGACCAAAAAGUCGACCAUCUUACAGUCAACAAUCUUCAGUUUAUACAUCGAAAAAUAUAAGUUUCGAUAAUGAGAACGAUGACGACGACUCAGAAGUUUCCGUUUCGUUUUCAGUGCCAAUAAAACACCAAACACUUAGUCCAGUUCCUUUGACACAUCGACCAGCAUUCAGACGACAACAAACACUAAGUCCAAUUCCACACAAUCGCGAUGAAUUUGAGUAUAAACGUUGGGAUCGCGGUGUCAGCGUGGAUCGCAUCACAAAUAUUCCAAAAUCAAAAGAACAAAAUUGGACUAAGAGAAACGAUUUCAUUGACAAACACAAUAUCAAGCAGAACAUUUCAAAUGUCACCGAGUAUAAUUCAAAUCACAAAGUGGACAAUGCAAAUGUCGAAGAGACUGCUUCACAUACAACUGAAGAUAAUUCAAAGAAAGAUGAUUCAAAUGACAUUGAGCCUGAAAAUCGUUCGGUACGUGAUAAAAUUGCGGCAUUUGAAACAAUACCGAUAAGUAGAAAAGAUGAAUUUCAACGACAAAACGCUUGCACAUCUUUUGACGAACCGUUGGAGCAAACGCAUAUUAAAUAUAAUAAUAGUUUAUAUAAAAAAGAACAUGAAGAAAAUAAAGGCGAAGAAGACAAGAAAUACGAAGAAAAUAAUACUUAUAAUGGAUUUAAUGAAUAUAACGAAAACAUUUUUUACAAAGAAGAUUAUGCAUUUAAUCAGCCAAUUUAUGGAAAUUCACCGCAAAGCGAACCACAAAAAUCGAUGAAUACCUAUUCAAAUUACACGGAAUACGAUACACGAACAGUCACACCGAACUAUGAAUCGUACGUUUCGAAUGAAUACACAAGUUUACAAUCACCAUGCCAGUUUGUCAAGCCUGAAUUCAUUGAAUCACAACAUGAACAUCCACAACAAACAUACAUGGGACAAACUGAACAUACACAUAACCUUGAGCGCAGUGAAAAUAACUCUGAAGAAUCAGAAGAUACGGAAAAGGAUUACAAAGCCAAUUUGUCGGUGUCACAAAAGAUUGCGGUGUUUGAACAGCCAGCGGCAUGCCCACCAACGAAGAUAGAUGGUCAACAUGAGAUAUCCACUGCUCGUGAAAUGCCCACCGCUCCUGAAACAACUAAUAAACCAGAUAGCAUUGUUAAUAGAUUCCUAUCCAAAGUAAACGAAAUCCAAACUCAGAAAAUUGAAACACAAAAAUCAUUUGAAUGUAAGACACAAAAAUCAUAUGAGCCACAAAUGCUACAUUCACUUGAAAUGCCUCAAUCAAAUCGAAAUGCAAAAUUGAAAAAAAUGCAUUCUGAACAACGUUCAACUCUCGAUGAAUCCGAACUCGAAGAGACCGAUUCCGGUGUUGAUAUUCAUCGUCAAAUAUCCGAAGAUAUUGAUACUGAGUCUGAAUGUUAUUCCGAAUUGCGAAAAUUAACUCGCUAUGAGCGUGCACAAACGCAUUCACGUCUAUUCAAAAUCCUGCAAGAGUACGAAAGUGACAUGAGCGAUGUGGAAAAAUCCAAAGCCGAUGAAGAGGAAGUGAUGCCAUUGUAUCGGCCAAAGAAAAUCGUCCACAAUGUAUCAAUAACGCGCAAACAAAAUCCAGAACUGGCAAAACAAGCUGAAACAAUGGCCGAACGCCGUGAACGUUUGCAUUUGAAUCACAAUUGUUCAAGUAUAGAUACGGAUAAUCCAUCAUCAUCGGCAUCACCGUCAUGCCUAUCACCAACACCAUCGGUCAAUGAAAAGCUAAUCGAUGAAUUGGUCCAAAGCGUUUUGAAACAGACAAAACGUCGAAAUCUUCGCAAUAUUCCGAUUGAAAAAAUUCAAUCUGCCGCACGAAAGGCAUGGCUUCAACAACAAGAAGAAAAUGAUUCCUGUGAUACAUAUAGCUCGUCGUUUGAUUCAACGCCAGCAUUAACACCGCAAGAAUUUCACGAUGAUUAUUAUGAUAGUGAUGCCGAUGGGAAUAUUGAUAUUUUUCCAUCAAAAGCAUUUAAACAUUUGCAAGAACAAUCGGUGUAUGGGAGAAAGAAUAAAUUAUGGGCAGCACGUUGUCCGCGUGUACUAAGCUCAAAGACGGUUAACAGCGAUCUGAGUCGUGUCACGGAAACAAGAGAAUCACAAACACCCGAACGUGAUCAACAAUAUGUUUAUAAUAAAUAAAUUUCUUUAUUUUCUUUUUACUCCUUUCCAAUCCCAACAUAUCCCCAUCCCAUUUCUCCUUCCAAACAAACUGAGUUCAAAUUCAAAACCGAUUUCGUUCAGUGUUCAAAGGCAUGCAAAUACUGUUAUGUUGUUGGCCACGCAUACAAUCAUUCGCAAUGCCCAUCAAAUCAACUCUCAACACUAAAAAUAAAACAAUUCAUAAACACAAAUAAAAAAAAUACGCGCUCAGAAAACGCUAGAAAUACGUAAACACCAUCCUCAUUCGCAUGAAUAAGCUAUGGUAUGGUUUGCGAAACCGAAGAUUUUCUCAUCGAAACGAAUAGAGUUCGAAAGAAUGGCCAUAUAGAUAUUUUUAUUGAUCGGCUGGUUUUCUUCAUAUUGAAAUUUAUAUUUGAAAAAUGUACCAAUUAAACUAGUAAGCAAAUCACCAACACACACACACAUACAGACACAGUCACACAUACAAAUAUGAAACGAAUAAAUAAAAAGGUAUUUGAAUUUGGCGAAAUCGCACACACAUUUUGUAUUUGACGUUAUUUAUUGUUGUUGUUUUUCACACUG
Messenger RNA from Contarinia nasturtii (swede midge), 6823 nucleotides. RefSeq lists its product as uncharacterized. The transcript has 10 exons. The record is from RefSeq and is a predicted model, not a curated record. NCBI's taxonomy places the organism in Eukaryota, Metazoa, Arthropoda, Insecta, Diptera, Cecidomyiidae. Bases 302 to 6259 code for a protein of 1985 amino acids.